CACGGCCUCUUUUUUCCCCCUCGCCCCCUCCGCGUUCCGUCUCUCCACUCCCACCCUCCCUGUCAAGACGGGUACUCCUCCGGCGAGGGCGCCACCUCCACCCUUCCGCCAAGUUCUUCUCCGGCCCGCCCUACCUCAGCAAUCCUUUGACGCUCGACAUCCUUGGUCCCCGGCGCCGCUUCCUCCGGUCAGAGAAAGGAGAAUAACACCUGACUUUCAUAACCAAGAUGACGGAUGACGGCCAAAGCAGCCAACUUGCUGCUCUGGAGAAAGUGUUGCUCGAUGAAACCGCGGAUCCAGUUGAUCUGCCUUUCUCGCUGCUCAGCUCCAUCACAGGAAACUUCUCUGAAGAUAAUGAAAUCGGCAGGGGUGGGUUCGGAGCGGUUUACAAGGGAGUGCUUCCAAGUGGUCGCACUGUCGCCGUGAAGCGGCUCUUCGAGAGGUACGAGAUCCUGGACAAGAAUUUCGAGAGCGAGGUCACCUGUCUCGCGGUGGUCAGGCACAAGAAUACCGUGCGAUUUCUCGGGUACUCCUCUGAAACGCAGCAAGUACUGAUGCCAUAUGACGGGAAGCAUGUCUUGGCAGAUGUGCGGCAUAGGCUGCUCUGCUUCGAGUACAUGCCCAAAGGGUGCCUUCCUGACUAUCCCUCCGAUGCAUCUUGUCAACUUCAAUGGACCACAUGUUACCAAAUAAUCAAGGGCAUCUGUGAGGGCGUACAUUAUCUUCAUCAGCAACGUAUUAUUCACAUGGACCUCAAACCUCAGAAUGUACUAUUGGAUGAUAACAUGGUGCCCAGAAUAGCGGAUUUCGGUCUAUCACACCGCUUAAGUGGGAGCCGGAGUCGGGCUAUUACUGAAAACAAGCUUGGGACGAUGGGAUAUAUGGCACCAGAAUUCUUAAAUAAUGGAGAAAUUACCUGCAUGGCAGACAUAUAUAGUUUGGGUGUUAUAAUCAUGGAGAUCCUUAUGAGACAUAAGGAAUGCUCUAAUGUUGAGGAGGUAGUUGAAAGUUGGGCAAACAAGUUCGGGGUAUCAGAGAGCCAGACAACAUUGGAACAAGUAAAAGUAGGUGCUGAGAUAGGGAUAAAAUGCAUGAACUAUGACCCAAGGAAUAGGCCUGCUACAUGGUUUAUCAUUCGUGGAAUACUGGGUGAAGCGGAAAUUUCAAACUGGUCUAUUACAAGUGAUGUAGCUACCUCGACAGAAGGGCAGAUAGGCUUUGCCUCCAAGUUGGUGGAUGAAUUGAAGUUCAUGGAUGAUUCCGCUGCAGCAUCCGAACUGCAGCCAUCAGUGCUGGAGGUAGAGCAGGAGGAUGGCAAAGUGAGCCUAGAGAGUAAGGGGAAGGCAACAGCAGUGACUGUGGCGACUGGGGUGAGCACCCUCAGUGCCAAGCUUGCCAAGCUCAUGGGUGACGAGUACAUUAAGCGCAAAGAGGUGAGGAAGCAGGCGUCCUUCCUCAAGGAGUUGAGCACCAUAAACGCUGUCCUUGAGCAGCUGGAGCUCAUGAUUGAGCUCGCUCCAGCAGUAAAAAAUUGGAGGGAUGAUGUCAGGGAGAUCUCCUAUGACAUGGAGAAUUGCAUUGAUGACUUCAUGCGCCAAUUUGGAGGUGAGGAUGCUGAAGCAAGCUUCACCAGGGAGGCUGCUGAACUUCACAAGAGGUUGUGCGAGCUUCAUAGGAUUGCCAACCAGAUGGAAGAGCUCAGGACUCUUGUGGUAGAAGCAAAUGCUCGACGUGAGAGCUACAAGAUUGAUGAUUGCAAGCCUAGCUUUGUGGGUGUCGACCCUCGGCUGUCAGCAGUCUACCAGGAGGCAACUAGUCUUGUGGGCAUUGACGGCCCAAGGGAGGAGGUUGCCAAUUGGUUGAUGGAUACUCAGAAAAAACUCAAGGUUGUGUCUGUUGUUGGUUUUGGAGGUCUGGGUAAAACUACACUUUCCAAACAGGUAUAUGAUAAGAUCAGGGGGCAUUUCAAGAGUGUGGCAUUCAUUUCAGUUUCACAGAAGCCUGAUAUGAGAGUGCUUCUCAGUCGCCUACAAUUGAAACUUGGGAUAAGUGUGUCUUCUCAUGAUUGCGGGUUUGAAGACAUCAUUGAAGAGCUAAUGAAGUAUCUCGCAGAUAAAAGGUACCUUAUUGUACUUGAUGACUUGUGGGAUCAAUCAGCAUGGAAUACUAUUAGUCUUGCUUUUCCAGAAAAUGGAAAUGGGAGUAGAAUAAUAGUAACGACACGAGUGGAAGAUGUGGCUAGUGUGGCCUGUCACAAUGACCGUAAGUGCAUUUACACAAUGAAGCCCCUCAAUGAACAGAAUUCAAGAAUGUUAUUCUCGAACAGAGUAUUUGGGUCUGAAGUUGUUUGUCCACUGUACUACCAACAUCCACCCUAUCUUAAAGACGUUGCGGCUGAAAUUCUGAAGAAGUGUGGCGGAUUGCCUCUUGCAAUUAUCACUAUAGCUAGCCUAUUAGCUACUCAAGUGAGGUCAAGGAAACACUGGGAGAGCAUAAGGAAAUCUCUGGGUGCCCAAUCUACCACAAAUCCUUCAUUGAAAGAGAUGAAUAACAUAUUAAACCUUAGCUACACGCAUCUUCCUCUUCAUCUCCGGGCAUGUUUUUUGUACCUUGGUAUGUAUCCUGAGGACCACAUUAUAUGGCGGGAUCAUCUUGUUAGACAAUGGAUAGCUGAAGGCUUCGUCAGCAGUUUGCAUGGGUCAGAUUUGGAGGAUAUUGGCAGGAGUUACUUCAAUGAGCUCGUCAAUAGAAGUAUGAUUCAGCCAUCAAAAACUGAGUAUGGAGAGGUGUUGUCUUGCACAGUACAUGACAUGAUGCUUGAUUUGAUCCUAAUCAAGUGUGUAGAAGACAAUUUUCUAAGUGUGGCGUACAAUUCUGAGGACAUGGCAAGACUGAUGCAUGGCUGCAAGUACAAUGUUCGCAGAUUAUCCCUGAGCUCCAUGGCUAUUGGUGGAGCAACAUAUGAGUAUGAUAUGGCUAUUGCUGCUAGACUGCCACAAGUUCGGUCAUUUAUAUUGUUUGAGAAUCCCAUACCACCUUUUUUGUGGUUCAAGUAUCUCAGGGUGCUCAUCAUUGUUAGGGGAAAGGAUACAGUUGACCUCACUGCCAUUAGCCAACUGUUUCAGCUGAGGUGUGUGAUGGUUAGAGUCGAUGGGAAAAUAGAGCUCCCUACUGAACUUGGUAAGCUUGUUUACUUGGAGACACUGGACAUACAGAAAUGCAGGCUGGUAAAGAGCAUCCCUUCAGAUAUAGUUCAUUUGCCCCGCCUGUCCUAUCUGGGUCUUCCAAAUUGUACAGACCUGCCGGAAGGUAUCGAUAAUAUGAAAUCACUGCGUACUCUGCAAGAGUUUGACCUGGAAAAGAUCUCCCUGAAGUAUAUUAUGGGUCUCAGCGAGCUGACCAAUCUGAGGGAACUGAGUGUGAAAAAAGAGUUCAGUUUGGGGACGCAAAAAGUUGAUGCUUUGGCCUUCUCCAUUGGAAAGCUCCGUAACCUCGAAUGUCUGCGCAUCUUUGGUUGCCAUCUUGAGAGUGAGAACCUGCAGCUGGGCUCAUUAUCCAAUCCUUUUCAACAUAUGGAGCGACUUUGCAUGAGAACAUGGUGGUUCUGCAGAGUUCCGAAAUGGAUGGAUGGUCUCCAUUGUCUGCGCGUCCUUGAGCUGCAGGUUGAGACGUCAACUGAGGAGAUUCAUCUUCUUGGAGAGCUUCCCUCCCUCGUCUACCUCAACUUUGGAGCGGGUAAAAUCCCUGCUGAAAGAGCUAUAUUAGGCACAGGACUAUUCCUAGUUCUGGAGUAUUUUUAUUCUAGUUCUCGGAAAGACAUUACAGCGUACCUGGGGUUCGAAGCAGGGGCUAUGCCCAACUUACGAAUCCUUUGUCUCAGUGUGGUGCAUUGGGGUGGUACCAUACCAGUCGGCAUGGAGCACCUGUUACACCUCCAGGAGAUCCGACUUGACGGGGCCUCUCAUGAUGUUGUGUGCGCGUUCAAGGAGGCUUCGCUGGUGCACCCAAACCGCCCUUCCGUUAGUAGACUGGGCUCAAGCCUAGAAAUAAUGGGAAGAUGGUAGUAACUGCAAGCAGCUACCACUUGUGCAAACUCUAUGGCCCAUCUUGGAUGAAACUAUUUUGUGUUACCAUGUUUCUGAACAUCGCAACAACACAAGCUUUUGCUUAGGGAGCAGCUCUGCCGAUUGAAUAGGUUCACAGGGUGUUGGUACACGUCAGAAGUAUUUGGUUGAAGACAAUUAUCGACCAUUUAGCCAAGGAGACGGCACCUCCUUGUAACACGUCAGAAGCACUUCUGUACUGACAGCAGCAUGCAGGUGAAAGAAAUCAGUACACUAGAGCCAGUGGUGACAACAGUUUCAUAGAGACGCAGCUUGGAGAACAUGCACAGUAUUUGUCUGUCAACACGAUUGAAUGACCACUAGGAAUAAGGUCUAUCGGCGUGGUUGAUUGAUGUCCACGGCGUGAUUGAUUUGGCUACCCUGUUUGAGGCGGCUCAACAGCAUUAGUGCUGUUGCUUCUGAUGUCAUGCAUGAUGACUCUUGAUUCUUGAAUGGGUCUGGAAUGAUAAUAGACAUAUAAACUAAAAACAGCGAAGAUGAAUUAUUCAAGAAUGCCAUAUUAUUCCAAGAAAAGCUCUGAGCUGCUUGAGAAUGGAUGAUGUAUUUAUUUUAAACUUGGCAAUUCAUUUGUGAGUCUGAACAUUUGCCACAGCGAGCAGGACUGAAUCCCAGCUAGUAUCAUACAUAAUCUUUGUCUACUGGUUUUUACAUUGCUAAUACCUGUAUAGUUUUUCCAGUUUCUUGGCUCCAAGAUGGUCUGGUUCAUCUCUCUCUCUCUUUUCAGAUAGCACUGAUGAACGCAAAGAUUCAACACCAGUAACAACUACACAAUGGAAGCUGGGGAAGUGGGAACACUGCUUAUCAUAUAUGUCAAACUUGUUGCAGGCAAGGAGGACUACGUCCUUUCAGGUGCUUGGGAAGAACAUGGCACACUCCAGAAUUUCAGAUACUUUGGCAUGGCCGGCCUCAAGAGAUGUCUUCAAGAUGAGCAAGGAAUUUGCGCGACGUGUUUAGGUAGUCUAAUCAAGCUG
This is a messenger RNA of Triticum aestivum (bread wheat), 5095 nucleotides long. Its product is annotated as disease resistance protein RGA5. Bases 228 to 4064 code for a protein of 1278 amino acids. The transcript has 11 exons. Lineage: Eukaryota; Viridiplantae; Streptophyta; Magnoliopsida; Poales; Poaceae. Gene Ontology annotation, molecular function: ATP binding; protein kinase activity; ADP binding. The record is from RefSeq and is a predicted model, not a curated record. Gene Ontology annotation, biological process: protein phosphorylation.